Molecule: messenger RNA, 831 nt
Organism: Aspergillus uvarum CBS 121591
Lineage: Eukaryota; Fungi; Ascomycota; Eurotiomycetes; Eurotiales; Aspergillaceae
Product: alpha-galactosidase A precursor
Exons: 1
Coding region: 1-831 (276 amino acids)
Source: RefSeq, a predicted model, not a curated record
AUGGGUAACUCCCCAGAGAUCAAGUUACUCAACAACUGUUGCGACAAGAAGACCGAAAGCUACUUCCGUCUUCUGGUUGAUGACAAGCAGAUCAAAUACCUUACUGUCGAGCCGGGAACCUACAAGAAUGCUGAGAUGUGCUUUCCUCCAACUCUGUACACCGUACUUCCCAGGUUUCCUGCUGGAAAUUGGAACGAUGGUGUUGUGGCCAAAGACGAAGACGGUCGCCCCUACUUUACAUCCAUCAACCUGACUGAGUUUCCCGGCGUCGAGAACACCUGGCAUGAAACCUUUAUCGACUAUAUGGACGUUAAGCUGGAUGAACGUCUGCAUGGUGAAACUCAUGAGGCCAAAUGUCCACAGUUUGACGAAACGGUGAUCGCGAAAUAUAAGCCCUGGCACUUUUACAUGCAUUUCAUGGAGAACGAGACUACAGUCUAUCAGUUGUUGGACGGCCGUGGCAUUGGGCCUCGGUUCCUUGGCCAUUUGACUGAAUAUGGUCGUGUUAUUGGAUUUUUGAUCGAACGAAUUCCCGAUGCACGCCACGCUGGACCUGAAGAUAUUGAUCUCUGCAGGGAAACUUUGUCUCGGCUACAUGCUUUGGGACUUCAUCACGGAGAUACAAACCGACACAACUUUCUCAUCAGCAAUGGAAAGGCUAUCCUGAUCGAUUUCGAGUUCACCAAAAAGUGUGAUGAUGAAGACAUGCUCCAACAGGAGAUGGAGGGUUUGCCCGCUCGUCUCGCCGAUCCUUCACAUGGAGGAGGUCGCGGUUCUACAGAAAUCUUUUAUGGGACUUACGAAGAGAUGAUGGAUCCAGACUGUUUCUAA